This is a messenger RNA of Cheilinus undulatus (humphead wrasse), 1417 nucleotides long. Its product is annotated as endoplasmic reticulum protein SC65-like. The transcript has 7 exons. Gene Ontology annotation, molecular function: protein binding; collagen binding. NCBI's taxonomy places the organism in Eukaryota, Metazoa, Chordata, Actinopteri, Labriformes, Labridae. The coding region runs from base 1 to 1290 and encodes 429 amino acids. Gene Ontology annotation, biological process: collagen fibril organization; peptidyl-lysine hydroxylation. The record is from RefSeq and is a predicted model, not a curated record. Gene Ontology annotation, cellular component: endoplasmic reticulum.
AUGGUUUCAUUUUGCUCUAAAGGAGUCGCGUUGGUGACGUUAUUUUUGUUUAAGUGUAUUUUUAUGGAAGCCUUGCAGUAUGACAACUACACUUUCAGAAACUACCCUGAAGAGGAGCUCAUGCCCCUCGCUGCUGCGUAUGGAUUAGCUUUGGAUCAUUACGUAGCGGAGGAGUGGACGGAUUCCAUUAAAUACUUGGAGCUGAGUUUAAGUUUACACCGGCUUUUAAAAGACAGUAUAAGACACUGCGUGUUUCACUGUAACAGCAGCGAACAUGAAGAGUCGAGCUUUACAGGAAACAAGGAUUUAGAAGUCUACUGGCAUGUUAUGAUGAGAGCAACCUGCCAGACCAAGUGCAGGGCGAAAUUCCCCGUUUUACAGCUUCCUCCUCCAGGAAGAGAGAUCCUGCAGGAGUUCAGCAGAAGAUCUCCGUACAGGUACCUGCACUCUGCGCACUCCAAGCUGGGUGACCUGCAGAGAGCUGUGCCAUGCGCCUACACCUACCUGCAGAAGAACCCAGAGGACGAGGAGAUGCACCGACUGAUGGAGGAGUACAAGAUCCAGUAUGACCUCAGUGGAUACCUCACUGACUAUGAGGAACAACUGUAUGAGGCCUCCUUUCUAAAAGGAAUCAAACUUGUGAAUUCAGGAGACUACAGCAGCAGCGUUGGACACAUGGAGGAAGCGCUCAGGCUCUACCUCAGAGAGUACAACCUCUGUCAGGCAGACUGUGAAGGCAUCAGUCAACUUUCACCACACAGUGACUUCUACACAGUCGUAGCAGGGAUCUUCAUUGAGACAUUACGUUGUCAGCUGAAGUGUGAAGAAAACUUGAAGCCUAAUGUUGGUGGAUUCUUUGUGGAGAAAUUUGUUGCCACUAUUUACCACUACCUCCAAUACGCCUAUUAUAAGAUGAAUGAUGGUCGCAGCGCAGUGCCCUGUGCAUACAGCUACAACCUGUUUGAACCUGAGGACCAGGUCAUGAAGCAGAACCUGCAGUAUUAUGAAGCCUACAGCAAACAGUGGGGGCUGCAGCCUGAACACUUCUCCCCCAGGAUGGAGGCUCUUAAACUCUACAAUCAGACUGUCACUGUAAAGCAGAUGCUGACAUCUGCACAGAAGUACCUGGACAUGGACGAUGAGGAUUUUUGGGGACCAGAGGAAGCUGCUUUACUGGCCCCAGAGUCUCCUGAUGUGGAGUUUGAAGGGAUGGGAGACUAUGAGGAGUCCAUCUAUGCUGACUGGAGGCAACCAAAGGGCAAAGGAGAUGCCGGGGAGACAGAUAUCUGAGCAGAGCAGACACUAAGGAUAUCCAGACAAGAUUAGAAAAGUAAUUUACAUUGAUAAUGAAUAUGUCACUUUUGAGAAUAGAAAAUAUCCAUUGAUAUUUAAAGGGGAAACAAUAGGUAAAGUUUGA